CUCGCGACAGCUCAUCCCGCGACCACAUCCACUCCCUUCCUCCCCCCUCCAAACCUGUCCCGACUGCCCAUCGUCGUCGACAAGAUGUUCUCCAGAGCUGCCAGGAUACCACGAGCGGUGCCUCUGCGCACCGCCCGGCCUUCGAUGCCCAUCGUCGCAGCUCGCCGGUCCGUCACCACCAACGCUGCAUCCGCCAGCGUUGACAAGACCGCAGUCCCCAAGUCCGACGACGAGCCAUUCUCAGUAAACCUCAGCGAUGAGAGCUUCGAGACAUACGAGCUGGACCCACCUCCAUACACCAUCGAUGUGACGAAGAAGGAGCUGAAGCAGAUGUACUACGACAUGGUUGUCACCCGACAGAUGGAGAUGGCCGCCGACCGAUUGUACAAGGAGAAGAAGAUUCGAGGUUUCUGCCACUUGUCGACAGGUCAAGAGGCCGUGGCCACCGGCAUCGAGCACGCUAUCACCAAGGAGGACGAUGUCAUCACCGCGUACCGUUGCCACGGCUAUGCCCUGAUGCGAGGCGCCUCCGUGCGAUCCAUCAUUGGUGAGCUCUUGGGCAGACGCCAGGGUAUCGCUUACGGAAAGGGUGGUUCCAUGCACAUGUUCGCCAAGAACUUCUACGGUGGAAACGGAAUCGUCGGUGCCCAGGUCCCUGUUGGUGCCGGUCUCGCCUUUGCCCACAAGUACACUGGUCGCAAGAAGUCCUCCAUCAUCCUGUACGGUGAUGGUGCCAGCAACCAGGGUCAGGUGUUUGAGGCUUUCAACAUGGCCAAGCUGUGGAACCUGCCGGCGCUGUUCGGCUGCGAGAACAACAAGUACGGUAUGGGUACGGCGGCAGCUCGCUCCUCCGCUCUGACGGACUACUACAAGCGUGGACAGUACAUCCCUGGUCUUAAGGUCAAUGGCAUGGACGUCCUUGCCGUCAAGGCUGCCGUCAAGUACGGCAAGCAGUGGACCGACGCUGACAACGGCCCUCUGGUCCUCGAGUACGUCACCUACCGAUACGGAGGUCACUCCAUGUCCGACCCCGGCACCACCUACCGAACCCGUGAGGAGAUCCAGCGCAUGCGCAGCACCAACGACCCCAUCUCCGGCCUGAAGAAGCACAUCCUCGAGUGGAACGUCGCCUCCGAGGACGAGCUCAAGUCCAUCGACAAGGACGCCCGCAACCACGUCAACGAGGAGGUCGCUAUCGCCGAGGCUAUGCCCGUCCCAGAGGCUACCCCUCAGAUCCUGUACGAGGACAUCUACGUCAGGGGCUCCGAGCCCCCAUUCAUCAGGGGUCGGGUUCCGGAGGAGAACUACUACUUCAACUAAGCCUAGAAGAUAGGCUGAGCGGAAGUUGGGGGAGGCUGGUUCUGAGAGUAUCAUGAUCACUGAAGGCGGUGCACCAGCCUAUGUAGGGGUCGCGCAUGUACAAUAUCCACACAACAACUUAGAGCACGGCGUGGCCUUUGAUAGGAACCCUGGGAAAGCUUGCGUUAUUGAUGAGUUUGGUUGAAAAUCCUAAGAGAAUUUUAAAGGAGGUCACAGACUGGUCUUAAUCGCCUUACAUACUCAUGCACACCGGUGUCAAUGACUUGUGGGAUGCGUUUCGUGCCGUUGACAUGCUCCUAAGGGCGAUCAGAUGCAACAUCUCCUGUUCGCCGUAGCGGACUACUUGCCUGAAAUCCUGAUGAUUGGGGCGAACCCAUUGGAAUAGCAUGAACAAUUCGACCAGGUAAUUGAGUCUAGAACAUGUAGUGUACUUUCAUA
Diaporthe batatas is the source of this 1758-nucleotide messenger RNA. RefSeq names its product pyruvate dehydrogenase (acetyl-transferring) subunit E1 alpha. Gene Ontology annotation, biological process: pyruvate decarboxylation to acetyl-CoA. Gene Ontology annotation, cellular component: intracellular membrane-bounded organelle. Gene Ontology annotation, molecular function: pyruvate dehydrogenase (acetyl-transferring) activity. The coding region runs from base 85 to 1320 and encodes 411 amino acids. The record is from RefSeq and is a predicted model, not a curated record. Lineage: Eukaryota; Fungi; Ascomycota; Sordariomycetes; Diaporthales; Diaporthaceae. The transcript has 4 exons.